This is a messenger RNA of Fusarium pseudograminearum CS3096, 4221 nucleotides long. RefSeq lists its product as uncharacterized. The transcript is spliced from 4 exons. Gene Ontology annotation, cellular component: transcription repressor complex; nucleus. The record is from RefSeq and is a predicted model, not a curated record. Bases 1 to 4221 code for a protein of 1406 amino acids. NCBI's taxonomy places the organism in Eukaryota, Fungi, Ascomycota, Sordariomycetes, Hypocreales, Nectriaceae. Gene Ontology annotation, biological process: negative regulation of transcription by RNA polymerase II; nucleoside metabolic process. Gene Ontology annotation, molecular function: protein binding; catalytic activity.
AUGAGGACACGACUCAACAGCCCCGACUUCUAUACCAUCGGGUGGAUUACUGCCCUCCCUAUCGAACGAGCCGCAGCGACCGCGUUGCUGCACGAUCGUCAUGACGCGCCCGAAGGCUUUGACCAGCAUCAAUCUGACACGAACUCCUAUACGUGGGGCCGGAUAGGCGAGCAUAACGUUGUGAUCGCGUCGCUCCCAGCAGGAGUCUACGGCAUCACAUCGGCAGCAACUACGGCGUCAAACUUGAUCCACUCAUUACCUCAUAUCCGGAUCGGGUUGCUGGUGGGCAUUGGAGGAGGUAUCGCUCGGCCUGAUGAAGGGCGGGACAUCCGGCUAGGUGACAUUGUUGUCAGUCAGCCUGACGGGACAACUGGAGGCGUGGUGCAGUUCGAUUUGGGAAAGGCGAAAGCGAAUGGUAGCUGGGAGCGGAAGGGCGCUCUUGACAAGCCUCCUUCGGUACUACUCCAUGCGCUGGCAAGCUUACAGGCAGAGCAUGAGAUCGAACCGUCUAAGGUGCCAGACCUGCUCCAGGUAAUGCUAGAGGCCAACCCUGGUAUGACACGUCCAAAGAGAGACUUCACUUAUCAGGGGGCUGAGAAUGAUCGCCUGUUUGAUUCGAAACACGACCACGUCGGUGGCAGUAACUGCGACAAGUGUGACUCUGCCUGGGAGGUGAAACGAGACCAGCGAGAAUCACCUGACCCAGAGAUUCACUACGGGAUCAUUGCCUCUGGGAAUAAACUGAUCAAGGAUGCAGCCACCCGGGAUAGUAUAUUAGAAGACACCGGGCAUCAGUGUCUGUGUGUGGAGAUGGAAGCUGCUGGCCUGAUGGAUCGAUUUCCGUGUCUUGUGAUACGUGGGGUCUGUGACUAUGUAGACUCGCAUAAGAACGAUCGGUGGCAGCGAUAUGCUGCUGCUACAGCGGCAGCGUUUGCAGUGGAGCUGCUCGAGUAUAUUCCGACUGUACAGCUGGAAGCGACACAGAAAGUUGUUGAAGCUAUUCAAACACUUGAUAGAAAAGUGGGCCAUUUAAAGAAUUAUAUGAACGACAUGAACAAUCGCAUCAUUCUCGAUCGUCUCCCGAAUGCCGAGGGUGCCUCAUUCGACUCUCAGGCGGAAGAGCAUAAUCCAACUUGUUUGCCCGGUACCCGAGUAGAGCUGCUCGAAGAGAUAGACCAGUGGAUUGAUAACCCCAAGUCAAAGACGAUCUUCUGGCUUAAUGGUAUGGCGGGGACUGGGAAGUCUACCAUCUCACGCACCGUUUCCCAAAGGCGGCAUAAGGAGCGCGACCUUGGCGCUAGUUUCUUCUUCAAGAGAGGAGAGAUGGAUCGAGGGAACUUGGCUAAAUUUGUGCCGACAGUGGUUCGCCGCCUUGCCGAAAAGAUACCCGAGGUUUCCAAUAGCCUAGCAAACGUCGAUUCGACGUUUUUUGACAAGGCUGUCCGACACCAGUUCGGGAACCUCAUUCACGACCCCUUGUCAAAGGCAGCAACGAUAGCGUCCCACCGGUCGUCGGUUGUUAUUAUUGUCGACGCGUUGGAUGAGUGUGAGAAAGAUGAAGAUAUCAAGCUUCUCCUCGAGCUUUUCUCUACCCUAAGGUCUGUAGGUUCUUUAUAUGUUCGAGUGUUUGUCACUAGUAGACCCGAACUUCCUGUACGUCUCGGUUUUUCCGCCAUCGGCGAUACCCAUCAAGACCUGAUAUUGCACAAAAUUUCACAAUCGAUUAUUGAGCACGACAUAUCUGUCUUUUUUCGGCAUGAGUUCGCCAACAUUCGCAACAUCUUCAAUAAUGAGGCAGCAGAAGAGCGGAACCUACCAGUGGAAUGGCCUGGGGAAGCCAGUCUCAAGAAGCUCACGACAGCAGCGGUGCCUUUGUUUAUUUUUGCCGCGACCCUCUGCCGAUUCGUCAACGACUCAUGUCUUGGAAGCCCCGAUGUGCUUCUACAGAGUGUACUGCACACUAGCAACGGAUACGCCUCCAAACUUGAUAUGACCUACUCGCCAGUUCUGAAGCAACAAGUCGUCGGUAGGUCAAAACGAGAGAAGCUCAACAUCAUCGAGAGCUUCCGUCUCAUUGUUGGUACCAUUGUUACUCUGGCAAGUCCCUUGUCAGCACAGGCUCUAGCGCUACUUCUCGAUGUAGACAUUGACGACGUGACGACUCGGUUAAAGAUGUUACAUUCUGUCCUGGAUGUUCCGAAAAGUCCUGACGCACUGGUGCGACUGUUCCAUUUAUCAUUUCGAGACUAUCUUAUUGAUCCCGAGAAUGAAGAGACGACAGAAUUCUGGGUGGACGAGAAAAUCGUUCACCAAAAGCUAGCGAAAGAAUGUUUGCGUAUCAUGCGCGAUAGUUUAAAAGAAAACAUAUGCGACCUUUCUUUCCCAGGAAUGCGUCAAUCCGCAGUGGAUCUUCAGCACCUGCAGAAAUGUGUGCCUUCACAACUCCAAUAUGCUUGCAUGCACUGGGCUUACCAUCAGGCCAAGUGUGACCCUAAGCCAGAUAAUGAAGAUGAAAACCGGAAAGAUUCGAGCCUGUUAAAUUUUAUGGCCGAUGCAGUUCGAUUUGUCCAGGCUUAUUCUACCGUGAUAGCUGAAGCACCGCUGCAGGUUUACUGUUGUCUGGCUUUUACACCAAGUGAGAGUAUCAUAAGAAGGACAUUCGAGAGCGUUAUUCCUAAAUGGAUAAGAAGUUUGCCGAAGGUUGAAGAAAACUGGGACGCAUGCUUGUUAACUCUGGAGGGCCAUAGCGACUGGGUCAUCUCGGUAGUGUUCUCGCAUGACUCGAAAAAGGUGGCAUCGGGCUCUUCUGACAAGACGAUACGGAUCUGGAACGCAGAGACGGGCGAGUGUGAGCGAGUGCUAGAGGGCCAUAGUGAGGAUAUCAGGUCGGUAGUGUUCUCGCAUGACUCGACAAAGGUAAUAUCGAGCUCGUAUGACAAGACAAUACGGAUCUGGAAUACCAAGACGGGCGAGUGUGAGCGAGUGCUAGAGGGUCAUAGUAGCCCAGUUCACUCGGUAGCGUUCUCGCACGACUCGAAAAAGGUGGCAUCGGCUUCUGAUGAUAAGACGAUAUGGAUCUGGAGUGCAGAGAUAGGCAAGCGCGAACGAGUGCUAGAGGGCCAUAGCAACUCGGUUAGGUCGGUGAUGUUCUUGCACGACUCGAAAAAGGUAGCAUCGGGCUCUAACGACAAGACGAUACGAAUCUGGAAUGCAGAGAUAGGCAAGUGUGAGCAAGUGUUACGGGGCCAUAGCGACUGGGUCAAGUCGAUAGUGGUCUCACACGACUCGAUAAAGGUGGCAUCGGCCUCUGAUGAUAAGACAGUAAGGAUAUGGGAUGCCGAGACGGGCAAGUGCGGGCGAGUACUAAAGGGCCAUAGUGAGGAUACUAGGUCGGUGGUGUUCUCGCAUGACUCGGCAAAGGUGGCAUCGAGCUCGUAUGAUAAGACGAUACGGAUCUGGAAUACAGAGACGGGCAAAUGCGAGCGAGUACUACAGGGUCAUAGUAGCCCAGUUAACUCGGUAGCGUUCUCGCAUGACUCAAAAAGGCUGGCAUCGGCUUCUGGGGAUAAGACGAUACAGGUCUGGAGUGCAGAGACAGGCGACUGCAAACGAGUGCUAGAGUGCCAUAGCAACUCGGUUAGGUCGGUGGUGUUCUCGCACGACUCGAAAAAGGUGGCAUCAGCCUCCGAUGAUAAGACAGUAAGGAUAUGGGAUGCAGACAUGGGUGAGUGCGAGCGAGUGCUAGAGGGCCAUAGCGACUUGGUCACAUCGGCAGUGUUCUCGCACGACUCGAAAAUGGUGGCAUCGACCUCUUAUGACAAGACGAUACGGAUCUGGAAUGCAGAGACGGGGAAGUGCGAAGACAUUGUUCUGUUGGAUAGUUAUGUAGAUGUUCUUUCUUUUACGCCUGAUGGGCGUGGCGUUGCCACAAAUCAUGGCAUAUUUCGUCUCACAGAUGGCCCAGAGUCUCGCGGAAGGUCUGCUAUGUCGGGGCAGUCUUCAGACGCCCCAAUGCUUGCCUGUACAGAUAGCACCUGGGUCAUGGCGGCGGGAAAAGACUUGCUCUGGCUGCCUCCUGAAUGCCGCAAUGGACAAGUAGCUGUUUCAGGAAGCACAGUUGUCAUAGGUUGCCGAUCAGGAAGAGUCGUGUUUUUGAGGAUUUCUAUGGCGAACGUGGAGCAGUGGAUGGAUAUAACUACUGAGAAGAUGAGGGUGCCCUAA